Fulvia fulva is the source of this 840-nucleotide messenger RNA. RefSeq names its product Meiotic recombination protein SPO11-1. Gene Ontology annotation, biological process: meiotic DNA double-strand break formation; reciprocal meiotic recombination; meiotic DNA double-strand break processing. The coding region runs from base 1 to 840 and encodes 279 amino acids. The record is from RefSeq and is a predicted model, not a curated record. Gene Ontology annotation, molecular function: ATP binding; DNA binding; DNA topoisomerase type II (double strand cut, ATP-hydrolyzing) activity. Lineage: Eukaryota; Fungi; Ascomycota; Dothideomycetes; Mycosphaerellales; Mycosphaerellaceae. Gene Ontology annotation, cellular component: nuclear chromosome. The transcript has 2 exons.
AUGUUGUCAUGUCAAAGAGGUAAUGCUCACCCAGACAUAUACUAUCGCGACCCUGCGCUGUUCGGCAAUCAGACAUACGUGGACCGCUACGUGGACGACAUUGCCUUCACUUUCGGCUUAUCACGAGCAUCACUCAACGUAUCUGCAGUCGCCAAAGGUCUCGUGGCGGGGGCAAUCACAUUCCAUCGCACAGAUGGCUCAAGCACCACUGCCAGCAACGAUCGAGACGGUCUUCUUGUCCCAAGCUUGAAGGACAUGCUGGCGGUGGAUCUGCAGGCAGUGAAAUGGAUCCUUGUCAUCGAGAAGGAGGCAACAUUCCGAUCAAUCACGGCCGGUCUCUUCUGGGACACAAUCGCCACACAAGGCAUCGUUCUGACCGGCAAAGGCUACCCUGACCUCUCUACCCGCGCAUUGCUGCACUUCCUCAGCACAGCAUCGCCACAGAACGGCUUUGCCUCGCCUCCAGUGUACGGCCUGGCAGACUUCGACCCAGACGGCCCAUCGAUCUUGUCGACUUACAAACAAGGCUCCAAAAGCUUGGCACAUGAGAGUGAAGAUCACUGCGCACCACACCUGCAAUGGCUAGGUCUCCGAAGCGAACACCUUUACCUCAACCAAGACGAUACCCACGCAUCGCAAGGUCUGCUCAAGCUCACGGCUCGAGAUCGCAAGAAAGCUAUCAGGAUGCUAGAGCAGGACGAUGAUCUGGCGGUACCUGAAGAUUGGAAGGCCGAACUACGUACGAUGCUCAUGCUCAACACGAAAGCCGAGCUGCAGCUUCUCGAUGCUAUGACAGGUGGCAUGGUAGACCUCCUUACUGCGAAGCUCGCCAAACUCUAG